Neogale vison (American mink) is the source of this 1805-nucleotide messenger RNA. It is a transcript of the gene HAP1, whose product is annotated as huntingtin associated protein 1. Gene Ontology annotation, biological process: neurotrophin TRK receptor signaling pathway; neurogenesis; anterograde axonal transport of mitochondrion. The record is from RefSeq and is a predicted model, not a curated record. Gene Ontology annotation, molecular function: signaling receptor binding. NCBI's taxonomy places the organism in Eukaryota, Metazoa, Chordata, Mammalia, Carnivora, Mustelidae. Gene Ontology annotation, cellular component: dendrite.
AUGCUGCAGCCGGUUGAGAACUCAAGUUGCGUCGUAAGGGGUCGGGGCCCCGCCCCAGCUCGCCUGACCUCCAAGGCUGGAUCGGGGGCAGAAACCCCACGCGCGUCGGCAUUCUCAGCCGCCCGGGGGAAUGCCCAGUACGUGCCCAGCAACUCGGACGCACCACGGACCCGCUUCAUAUUCCAGGGACCCGUUGGUCCCCGGGCCACUGGCCUGGGGACCGGAAAGGCGCCGGGCAUCUGGAAGCGCCUCAUCGGGCGCUCCGCCUUUAUUCGGGAUCUGGAGGAAGGAGGCUCCAGUGAGUCGGCCAAGGCUGCCCUCUGGAUCACCCAAGAAACUGUCAGGUUGAUGUUGAAUCUGCUAGAGGACCUUCUCCCACCUGUCUGGGGGAUCCCAGAAAACAAGAAACGGGACCUAAAUACGGAGGCUCGCAUCGGCCAGUCCCUGGCGAAACAGAACCGUGCUCUGAUGGAGGAGAACAGCAAGCUGGAAGCCAUGCUGGCCUCAGCCAGGGAGGAGAUUUUACAUCUCAGAUGCCAGCUGUGCUUGUGAGAUGACGUCCUCUAGCUCUACUCCGACUCUGAUGAGGAGGAAGAGGAGGAGGAGGAGGAAGAGGAGGAAGAGGCAGAGGCAGAGGAAGAAGAGGCAGAGCAGCAGCACCAUCAUCCCUAUGGAGCCCAUGGGCUGACUUCCGUGCGGGAGGUUGAGUCGCUAUGCUACUGCCCCCAGCUGGAAACCCUGCAGGAGCAUCUGAGGCAGCUGGAGGAGGAGAACCAGCCCCUGAGUGAGGAGACCUCUCAACUCGAUGCCUUUGAGGAGGAGGAGCAGGUGCUCAUCCUGGAUUGCGUGCAGCAGUUUUCUCAAGCCAGCGCGCGGAUGGCCGACCUGGCGGAGGUACUGGCGCUCAGGAUGGAGACCCAUGACCAGCGGCGGAGGGAGGUCACCCAGCUGCGAACCCAGGUCCUGAUGCCGCGGUGCUGCUGCCAGAUGUAUGGAUCCCAGAUGGAGAAGUUGCAGCGGCAGUUGGCCUUGGAGAAGGAAAUCCAGAUGAGGCUCCAGGAUGAGGGGGCCCUUCCUGGUUUCCAGGAGACCCUGGACAAGGAGCUCAGAAUAUCUAUAAGGAAGAUAAUCUCAGACUCUGUGUUUUUUAUGGAAAGGUGCUCUGCUGCCCCCCCUCCCCCGAGGCUUUCAGGGGCACGGAAAGAUGUUCCUGUCUCCCCGGCCAGGUUCAAGCUGUGCGGCAGUGAGGCGCGAGAGCAGGAACGGGGGUUUGAGCCUGAGAAGAGGUUAAUGACAGCUGAGGAUUCUGUGCCUUCAGAGGAGCUGGGGGCCACAGAAGAGGGGGUGCCUGCUGUGGACGGGUUGACAGAAGAGGCAGAGCUGGUGUUGGAGGAGGCUGAAGCCUGGGAGGAGGUGGAGCUGGAGCUGGAUGACAGCGUGGUGACCUUGACGUUGGAGGCCAGUGGCUUGGGCCCCUCUCACUUAAGCAUGAAGCAUGUCCUCCAGCAGGUGGCUGACUGGUGGGACUCGGGGUACAGGUGGCAACUGUGACGGAAGUUCCAGAAAGGCUUUGCUGUGUCCCAGCAGCCUGCAGAGGCUUCACAGACAGCCUGAGGCCCAACCUUCAGCUAGCUGGCCAAGUCCCACCUGCUUCAGAAACCUCCUUCCCACCCUCCCAAAUGGGUCCCUCCUGUGUCAGCGGCGCACCUUCUGUCCUGACUAACCUGGGCUGGGCCUUGAGGACCCAAGCCUGCAGGCUUUCUUGAGAUAAGGGGCCGGAGCCCUUGCUGUGCAGCUGGGCCUGG